UUAAAAAAAAAAAAAAAAAGAAUAUUCACCAAAAGGGACUUGGUUUUCUAAUUCAACACAGACACACCAUCAAACAAAUGAACCGCGUUAACUCAGUCCAACCCAUAAAACAAAGUCCCUCUAAAGACAUAAUCUCACCAAUGAGAUUACGUUUCGAUGGCAUUUUUUGUCUCCGACUCUGUUUGCCCCUUCUGGGUUUGGUCUCUUCUUGCUCUGUCUUCUCUCUCACUCAACUGUUCCUCACUCCCCACUGUCUCCAUCUCCGAAACCUCAAACCGAACACUCAUAUGUGCUCUCUUUCAUGGUUCUUCUCUUCGUUGUUCGAUCUUCCCACGAGGGUCGAUCGGGUUUCCCAUCAACGAUCACAUCCCGAACCGGACAUUUGCAGGUGUUGUCUCCGGUAAUGGCUUCGUCUGCGCGUUGAUAUCGCCGAUGGGUCUGAAUGCUUCUUCAGUUCUGUGUUGGAGAUUCUCUGCAAACGGUAGACACAUGUCCCGUAAGAGAAUCUAUCAAGGUCCCGAGCUUGAGGAGCUCGAAGCAGGAAAUUCCCGAAUUUGCGGAAUCGAGAGUGUGUCUAGACGCCUCCGUUGCUGGCAACCGGUGUCUCCCUCGCCGGAAACCUACCCGAACUUCUCUUCCGUCGCCAUUGGGGAGAAUUUCCUUUGUGGGUUAUCUCCUUCACCUGGGAAGAUUACCUGCCAUGGACAAGGUAUAGCUAACGCACCGAGCGGAGACAACAAUUACGCAGCGAUCGCAGCUGGGUUCAGACAUGCGUGUGCGAUCACAUUGGACAAUGAUGUCCACUGCUGGGGACAAACCCAAGGUUCGAUACCUCCAGGCGAAAAGUUCACAUCCCUGGCGUUAGGGCACAACCGAAGCUGCGGGCUGAGAUUGUCGAAUGGAACAGUGGUCUGUUGGGGAAGCGACAACUUCAGUUUGCCCAACACGCUGGUGAAAACCCAGUUCAGCUCCAUUGAAGCCAAAGGUAGAAUCUUUUGUGGUGUCACCACAGCAAAUUCCUCGUUGAGUUGCUGGGGAAAUGAGGAUUUCGAAUUGGGUGUUUUCGCUCCGUUCCGAACUGAAUCAGUGCUGAUGGUUCUUCCUGGACCCUGCAGAAGAGAAUGCCCUUAUGGUCCAUUGCAGGGUUCGGAGAGAUUAUGCAGCAAAGGGUUUAAAAUUUGCCAAUUCUACAGAAGAGAUCCCUCGAAUGGACCCAGACCCGUAUCUCCAGAACCAUCCUCAACACGAAACUCAAAGAACAGGGCUUGGGAAGGAAGAGACAUAGGAUUUCUCGUAAUCGGAAUUGUCGGAUCACUUUCUUUGAUCCUCGUUAUCGGUUUCUUCCUUUUCAAACACUGUAAAAACCGGCUCGGAUGCAGAGUCCAUGACUCACGACGCUUGGACGAAACCGGGAUGAGAGAACAGCCCAAGCUCGAGAAGAGGCUGAGCCAAUUGGCGAGCUUGGGUAACACGAACCAGCUCGAGGAGUUCUCGCUCGACGAGCUGGCUCGAGCCACCGACGGCUUCUCCGUCCAGUCCAAGAUCGGGCUCGGCAGCUUUGGCUCCGUCUACCACGCCGUGCUCGCCGACGGUCGCCACGUGGCGAUCAAACGGGCCGAGACUACGAAUCCAUCCUCGUACGGAACGUUGAGACAGAAGCGAGACGACAGGGACAAGGACACGGCCUUCGUCAACGAGUUGGAGUCGCUGUCGCGUCUGACCCACAAGAACCUGGUCCGUCUUCUCGGCUUCUACGAAGACUCGAACGAGCGAGUCCUGGUCUACGAGUACAUGGACAAUACUACCCUCUCCGAUCACCUACACAAUCCUCGAUUUACCCCUCUGACGUGGCAGGCGCGCGUGAAAAUCGCGCUCGACGCAGCGCGUGGGAUCCAGUACCUCCACGAGUUCGCCGAUCCUCCGGUGAUCCACCGCGACAUCAAGCCGUCGAACAUCCUCCUCCACGGCGGAGGCGCGUCGGAGACGGCGAAGGUUUCCGACUUCGGCCUCUCCCAGAUCGGACCCACCGGUGGCGACUCGCACCUGUCCGUACACGCCGCCGGAACCCUAGGCUACAUCGAUCCGGAGUACUACCGGCUCCAGAGGCUGACGGCGAAGAGCGACGUCUACAGCUUCGGCGUCGUGUUGCUCGAGAUCUUGUCGGGACUCAAGGCGAUCCACAAGAACGAAGAAGGAAAUCCGAGGAACGUCGUCGAUUUCGCGGUGCCGUACAUUCUGCAGGACGAGAUCCACCGGAUUCUCGACCGGAGAAUCCCACCGCCAACGCCGUACGAGAUCGAGGCGGUGGCGAGCGUCGGAUACUUGGCGGCGGGGCGGAGGUGGUUAGCGUCUUGGAGAGGGCUAUGGCGGCGGCGCCGGAAAACCUUUUCCGGUCAACGACUCAGUCUUCUGAAUCGUAACCGCGUGAGGAUAAAAUGA
Messenger RNA from Tarenaya hassleriana, 2439 nucleotides. RefSeq names its product serine/threonine-protein kinase-like protein CCR4. Gene Ontology annotation, molecular function: ATP binding; protein serine/threonine kinase activity. The coding region runs from base 157 to 2439 and encodes 760 amino acids. The transcript has a single exon. The record is from RefSeq and is a predicted model, not a curated record. Lineage: Eukaryota; Viridiplantae; Streptophyta; Magnoliopsida; Brassicales; Cleomaceae. Gene Ontology annotation, biological process: protein phosphorylation.